CAUUAUUGGCAGGUAAGUUACACGCGCAUGGAUAACUCAUUCGGCGGUUGAUUCAGUAGGCAGAGAAAGAAUCAAGAUGGCCGAUAAAGCGCCAGGGUCUGCGCAGAAAGCCAGCAACAAGCCUUUGUUGGAGAGCAAACUGAAAUCAUUUAGCAUUGGCAAGAUGUCUGCAGCAAAAAGAACUCUCAGCAAAAAGGAACAAGAAGAAAUUAAAAAGAAGGAAGAUGAGAGAGCAGCAGCAGAGAUCUAUGAAGAAUUCCUGGCUGCUUUUGAAGGUUCUGAUGGGAGUAAAGUGAAGGCCUUUGUUAGAGGAGGAAUUGCAAAUGCUACUAAAGAGGAAGUUGAAGCAGAUGAAAAGAAGGGUAAAUUAUACAAACCAACAUCUCGAUUUUUGGAAUCGAAAAGUAACUUGCAAUCUGAGAAACAACAUCAUCAUUCUUCUUCAGGGGAAAGAAAACUUACUGCCAAAAAAAGUGACAAGGAAAAGAAAAAGAGCAAUUUAGAGCUAUUUAAAGAAGAGUUAAAACAAAUUCAAGAAGAGAGAGAUGAGCGACAUAAAAUGAAGGGCCGGAUAAGUCGAUUUGAACCUUUGCCUUCUGAUGGGGACCCUCAACGCAGAUCCUCGGAUGGUUCUUCACGAAGAAAUCGUCCAUCCAGUGUACUUGAUGACUCUGCUCCUGGUUCACAUGAUGUUGGAGACCCUUCUACAACUAAUUUGUAUCUUGGAAAUAUUAAUCCUCAGAUGAAUGAAGAAAUGCUUUGUCAAGAAUUUGGCCGGUUUGGUCCCUUGGCCAGUGUGAAAAUAAUGUGGCCUCGCACAGAUGAAGAGAGGGCAAGAGAAAGAAAUUGUGGCUUUGUUGCAUUUAUGAACAGACGGGAUGCUGAAAGAGCUUUAAAGCAUUUAAAUGGAAAGAUGAUAAUGUCAUUUGAAAUGAAAUUGGGCUGGGGAAAAGCUGUACCAAUACCACCCCAUCCAAUAUAUAUUCCACCUUCAAUGAUGGAACACACACUACCACCCCCUCCAUCAGGCCUGCCAUUUAAUGCUCAGCCAAGGGAGAGGUUGAAAAAUCCUGCAGCUCCUUUGUUGCCUCCUCCUAAAAAUAAAGAGGAGUUUGAUAAGACUCUGUCGCAAGCCAUAGUCAAAGUGGUUAUCCCAACAGAAAGGAAUUUACUUUCUUUGAUUCACCGAAUGAUUGAAUUUGUGGUGCGUGAAGGACCCAUGUUUGAAGCCAUGAUAAUGAACAGAGAAAUAAAUAACCCCAUGUUCAGGUUUCUUUUUGAGAAUCAAAGUCCUGCCCAUGUUUACUAUAGAUGGAAGUUGUAUACCAUUUUGCAGGGUGACUCUCCGAAUAAAUGGAGGACAGAAGAUUUUCGAAUGUUCAAAAGUGGGUCAUUGUGGAGGCCCCCACCUUUAAAUCCAUACUUGCAUGGUACAGCAGAUGAACAAGAGAAGGAAACUUUGGAAGAGCCGAGCAAGAAAGGUUCACUUAAAGAAGAGCAAAGGGACAAACUGGAAGAACUUCUACGUGGUCUAACACCUCGAAAAAAUGAUGUUGGUGACGCUAUGGUUUUUUGUUUAAAUCAUGCUGAAGCUGCAGAAGAAAUAGUUGAAUGUAUUGCAGAGUCUCUGUCUAUCUUGAAAACUCCAUUGCCAAAAAAGAUUGCACGCUUGUAUUUGGUAUCAGAUGUUUUAUAUAAUUCUUCUGCUAAAGUUGCCAAUGCUUCAUAUUACCGGAAAUUCUUUGAAGCAAAAUUAUGCCAGAUAUUUGCAGACCUCAAUGCAACGUAUCGGUCAAUACAAGGUCACCUCCAGUCAGAAAACUUUAAGCAAAGAGUUAUGUCGUGCUUCCGUGCAUGGGAAGAUUGGGCAGUUUAUCCUGAGCCUUUUCUCAUCAAACUUCAGAACAUAUUUCUUGGUCUGGUAAAUCUUGUAGGUGACAAGGACACCAUUGCCAAUCCUGUAGCUGCUGCAAUUUUGGAGAUUCCAGAUGUUGUAGAAGACAUUGACGGAGCACCAAUUGAAGAUGAACUUGAUGGUGCACCUCUUGAUGAUGUCGACGGUAUUCCUAUAGAUGGAUCAGCUAUUGAUGGAGCACCCAUUGAUGAUUUAGAUGGGAUUCCCAUAAAAUCAAUAGAUGAUGACCUGGAUGGUGUACCAUUAAUGGAGUUGCCUGGGCAAACUAAGGAACCUGCAUUUAAAAUGGCCCCCUCUAAGUGGGAAGCAGUGGAUGAAUCAGAGCUUGAAUCUCAAGCUGUUACAACAUCAAAGUGGGAAGUAUUUGACCAGCCUGAAGAGUCUGAAGAAGAGCAAAAAAAGGAGGAAGAGGAAAGUGAAGAUGAAGAGGAUACAAGAAGUUCACAUUCGGAAGACCAACAGCUUUAUUCAAAUCCUAUUAAAGAUGACUUGUCUGAAUCUAAAUCUGUCAAGUAUUCAGAAAUGAGUGAGGAAAAGCGGGCAAAGCUGCGAGAAAUUGAAUUGAAAGUUAUGAAGUUCCAGGAUGAAUUAGAAUCUGGAAAAAGACCAAAAAAACCUGGACAGAGUAUUCAAGAACAAAUAGAACACUACCGGGACAAGCUAUUGCAAAGGGAAAAAGAAAAGGAAAUGGAGAGAGAAAAAGAUCGGGACAAAAAAGACAAAGACAAAAUAGAGCCUCGUUCUAAAGAAAAGAAGGAAAAAGAUGAAACACCAACACGAAAGGAAAGAAAACGUCGGCACAGUGGUUCUGUAAGUCCUGCACGCAGCGGUAGGAGAGGAAAGUCCCCAUCUCCACGGUCUGAGCGCUCCGAGAGAUCACAUGUAAAAGAAAAUUCUCGAUCCAGAUCUUCCCAUAAAGAUUCUCCUAGAGAUACCAGCAAAAAAUCAAAAAGGUAA
Messenger RNA from Erpetoichthys calabaricus (reedfish), 2872 nucleotides. RefSeq names its product U2 snRNP-associated SURP domain containing (gene u2surp). Gene Ontology annotation, molecular function: RNA binding. NCBI's taxonomy places the organism in Eukaryota, Metazoa, Chordata, Cladistia, Polypteriformes, Polypteridae. Gene Ontology annotation, biological process: RNA processing. Gene Ontology annotation, cellular component: nucleus. The record is from RefSeq and is a predicted model, not a curated record.